UUGGAUCACAGUCAGUUGAAGCAGUUAUGCGACGAUGCAUUGACUAAAAUUGAGCAACUUACUGUUAAUUCGUCCAAAGUUGGUGUUGGUGGCAAACAGUUGGAUCUGCUCAAAGCUGAUCUGCGUAGUUCGGUGUUGGCGGCCGGUGCUAAUAAUGCUAAAGUGGCAGCUGCACAGGAUUUAAUGAUCGCUGUAGCGGACUUCUUGUAUCGUCUCUAUCAUCAGCUUGUAUCAACGCACGGUUUGGAGGCGGAUAAAAGUGCGGCUGAGGUUAUGAAAAAAUUGCGACAAUUCGCUAAGGACAACGCCGAAAGCGAAGAAUCAGCGCAGUGUAGUGUAUUUAGAAACUUAUUUUCGUUUAUUUCCAUCCAUCUGUUUAUUCCAUAG
This is a messenger RNA of Anisakis simplex (herring worm), 387 nucleotides long. The record is from the annotation of a GenBank genome assembly. NCBI's taxonomy places the organism in Eukaryota, Metazoa, Nematoda, Chromadorea, Rhabditida, Anisakidae.